Molecule: messenger RNA, 390 nt
Organism: Exophiala oligosperma
Lineage: Eukaryota; Fungi; Ascomycota; Eurotiomycetes; Chaetothyriales; Herpotrichiellaceae
Exons: 1
Coding region: 179-352 (57 amino acids)
Source: RefSeq, a predicted model, not a curated record
UUUCGAUUUUCCAUUUCACAACCCUUUCUUUCUCCCUCUCUCUUCUCUUCCCGUACACAAAAACACACAAUAACCCAACUUGCCAGACUUUUUUACCCGUCUUGACUCCAACUCCAAUUCUUUUUCGACACACACACACAUCACCCUUCACCUACCAACACAACAGAACCAAAAAAAAAUGGCUGACGAGGCUACCAAGCAAAAGCUCAGAGCUACCUUUGACAAGCUCACCCCAGAAGACUUUGCUUCCGUCGCCGGUAACAAGGACGCCCUCGCCGACAAGGUGGCCGAGAAGUACUCCAUCUCAAAGGACGAGGCCGUCAAGCAGGUCAACGAGGCCUUUGCCAAAUAAAAUCAACACGACUUCAACUCCCCCCCCCCCCCCCCCCC